UACAGCUGGAUUACUGGAAACACCAGAAAAAACAUUAAAGCCACUGCACUGAUCGUUUUCCUUCUGCACAUUGUAGGUACACUUCUUUCCUACCACUUGCUACCCUAAGACUACGAAGUCUUAAUGGAGCCACUUUUUGAUCAGGACUGGUGAGGGAAUACAGAAUUUUUUUUUUUUUUUUUUUUUAUAGGACGCAACAGCAAUGAAGCAGCGUCUGUUCGUACUCCUAUUUCUCACAGGAUUCGUACCCUGCCUCGAGUCUGUUAACAGUCAGUACUUUCUGAUCCUGGAGGAGAAAACAUGGACUGACGCUCAGGCUUACUGCAGAGCCAACUACGAUGACCUGGCUACCAUCGCAGGGUGGUCUGACCUCGACAAAAUUAAAGCUGAAGCACAGGCACAUAAGUUCAUUUCUUAUGCUUGGAUUGGAUUAUAUACUAACACUAGUGCCUGGCGCUGGUCACUUGGAAACCAGUCACUAGGAAAUAUGACAGACUGGUAUACGUAUCCGCCGAAUAGCGAAUACAACGAGCCGAACAACGCAAACGGACAUGAAGAGUGCUGUGCUUUCAAUCCACUGGGAUGGUUUGAUCGAUCAUGUGGGGAACAAUUUGGCUUUGUGUGCUUUGACAACCAAAAAAAGGGCACUGGCAAGUACAUUUACUAUUCUACUCCUCUAACCUGGAAUGCUGCUCAGAGCUACUGUAGGCAAUAUCACACAGACCUGACCAGCUCAAGAGACGCAACUGAAAACUCCAUCAUAAUGAACACAAUUCCUCAGAACAAUUCUUUUAAUUGGUUUGGCCUGUUCAGAAACAGCUGGAUGUGGUCAGAUGGGAACAACUCAACCUUCAUGGUUUGGGCACAGCAUCAACCCAAAGGGAAUGAAAACUGUGUUAAUAUACGAAAUAGUAGAGGCUAUAAUUCUCCAUGCUCAGAUGUUCUCCCUUUUUUCUGUCACGCAGUUGCGUAUCCAAGAAAACGACAAAUCAUCAGGAUGAAGGUUCGAUCCGAUCAGGACGUGAAUAAUCCUGCAGUGCUGUUGGCCAUCUUACAAAAAAUCCAGCAGAAAAUGAACGAUCAUGGGAUUGCCAACACCACGCUGAAAUGGAGAGAGACAUUAGAUGGAGAGGUCUUUCACAAGGAGAAAGAAAAUACUACAACAUCAAGAACAAACACAACAUGUGACCUCUAAGCUUUUAACCAUGAGAUUACGUACUUCUGUGGUGUGUUAGACAUGUUAGUGAAAGUGAUGGGUUCAAAAGGUGUAGGUCAUUACUAAAGGAACGUUUCAGUGAAAGAUCUCAUUCAUAUUAUUUUCUCUAAUGUAGUCAAUCAGCUAAGACAUGUUUGGUGCCUCAGCAAUUUUAUAAUUUUCAUACUGCAACACUUAUGAUGGCUCUGCCGCUAAUUAGCUCACAGUUUGGAAAUCUAAAAGAGCAUUGAUAACAUGGUGUGGGUGAUGUGGUUUGAGGGACCUGAGAGUGUGAGGCAAGAUCUAAAAGUCUUUGCAAGUCUGAUAGACUUAGUUUUUUUUUCUUCUUUUUUUCAGGAUUGCUCUGCUAAAGAGAAGGAGCCUGUAGAUAUCAACUUUACUUUUUGUUGCAAAGCUUUAAAUAUAGACCUUUUUAAAUUAAUUAAUCAAUGAAUUUGUCAUAGGUGUCAACAGAUGGUAAAAACAGAAUUUCAUUAAAGAAAUAUAAACAAUUUCAGAAUCAUGUCUGACCCAGAGCAGGAUUAUGAUUUUUACUGUACAGUUUGGGGAUUAAAAAAAAAUAAAAAAUCAGUCUCUCACAAACACAAGUUGAACUUGACCCAUAGUGCACAUUUGACAAUAUAUUUGAGCUAUAAUCUAUCACAUAUGUAAUAUAUAAGUGUUCCUGUAAUGUAGCUGUACAUUUCUAGCGCAUGUCUAACCAACAGCAGUUUCAAACUCAUAUGCAGAGAUUUACUUGCAUGCUUUCUCAACUUGUGCUUUCGUAAGAGGUUUAAUACAGCGAUAAUUCAAUACAAGUCUCCCAGCACUUAACGAGAGUCUGACUUCCUCUAGAAUUUUUUUUUUUUUAAGUCAAUUCUAAUUUAUGUUGCACCUUUAAGGUUUUCAUUUGACUCACACUACACUAAUAAAACUGAACUUAAUUGUGA
Molecule: messenger RNA, 2145 nt
Organism: Ictalurus punctatus (channel catfish)
Lineage: Eukaryota; Metazoa; Chordata; Actinopteri; Siluriformes; Ictaluridae
Product: macrophage mannose receptor 1
Exons: 5
Coding region: 203-1195 (330 amino acids)
Source: RefSeq, a predicted model, not a curated record